Molecule: messenger RNA, 941 nt
Organism: Cuscuta europaea
Lineage: Eukaryota; Viridiplantae; Streptophyta; Magnoliopsida; Solanales; Convolvulaceae
Source: the annotation of a GenBank genome assembly
AAUCGAACCAAUAUGCUUAAACAUGAAAAUGAAAAUUAGAACCGGAUGCCUUUGCCAGCUCAGAGUAAAUACGACGCCGUGGACGUUAGCGGCGGCCCCGGGUGUCUAGGGCGGAUAGGAAGGGGGUUUAGCAUUUUUGCAGAGCGAUAAGCAAGGGUUCUAGGUAACGAGGAAGAUGAAGCCGGUGGUCGGAACGGUAGUGUCGAAUAAGAUGCAGAAGUCGGUAGUGGUGGCCGUUGACCGCCUCUUCCACAACAAGACGUACAAUCGCUAUAUCAAGCGCACCUCCAAGUUCAUGGCUCACGAUGAGAACAACGAGUGCAACAUCGGCGAUCGGGUCAAACUGGAUCCUUCUAGACCACUGAGCAAGCAUAAGAAUUGGAUUGUUGGGGAAAUUUUGAAGAGAGCGAGAAUUUAUGUGCCCCCAUCUGCAGCAGAAGCCUUGGCAGAGGCUAACACAAAGAUUGAAGUAUCUGCUAGUGUUGUUUCAAAGAGAAAACCAGCUCCAUCGUCAACCUAAUGAGGUAUACAGUAGAUGCAUGCACGUGGCAUCAUCCAGAGAGCCGCACCUUUGCACCAAAGAUUGGAAGAUUCAAAGAGAUAUCUUCUUUUGUGCAUGACUAUAAAGUCCCAAAGUUAAAUUCCUCCACUAGAAAUGGAUUAUAUAUUUGAAUUUGAAGUAGUUGCAAUAAUAUUCAGUGGAUAUUACACAUCUUUUUGGUUCCCAUAACUACUUUGUAUUGUGUUCAAAUAUGCAUCCAUAAGCUUUGUGGUAGAGUUACUUUAUCUUUGGAUGUUUUUGUGAAAGUACAAAAUGAGAGUAUUAGGAACGGGGGAAUGUCAUGGAGUAAUUUAGGUUUGGUAUAUAUACAGAAAACUUUUGAGGUUGAAAUCAUGAAACUUGUGCUAAAAUGUUUCUGGGUAUUUGAAAUACCUCCAGC